AUGAUGCACAAGUGGACCAAGAGUAGUCCAUCUACUGAACUGAUUGUCGACAACAAAUUAUCAAACACCCCUGUACUUCGUCAAUAUAGCAGUAAUAAUAAUUGUACAUUUACUUUGUUGAGUGAUGAUGAGAAUGAGAAUGUAAAUCCGCAAACAAAUAUUGCUACCGAUAAAUCCCUAAACUUCAAUGAUGAUGUAAACACUAAUGAUGGAGACGAACCAGGAGUGAAGUUUAAAAAAGUUGAAAGCGAAUGGAGUUUACCAUUUACGGUAGUCACCGAUAUUAAUUCAAACAGUGAUGCAGAUCCACACCAACCUAGAUGUAAAUGCCGAGGAACAUGUCAAGCACGUUGUAGUUGUAAACGUUCCGGUCGUCCGUGUGUCCCAUCACAUUGUCACUGUGUAUUAGGUCUGUGCAAAAAUCGUUCAGACUCAUCAUCGCAAAACAGUGAAAUAGCCAGUUCAGUCGAAAAUUCUGCAACUGUUAUGGGACCACCAUCUGGAUUACCCGUUAUAUUACGUCCCAAACGUAGAACUCGUGCAUUACAAUUAAAUUUGCCUGAAGAACAACAGGAUAAACAUAUGACUCACACACUGAUGAAUGAAACGUAUGAUUUAAACAAACAACAAACUUGUACAUCCGUAUCAGAAAUUAAUGAUAAUGAUGAUCUACAAUCUCCAACUGACAAUUCACAACUAUCUGAUGGCGGGUCACUUCGUUAUUUAUGGCCUAAAAAUCGUUUAUCUUAUUUUCCCAGUCCACUAUUGCGUUCAGACAGAUAG
Molecule: messenger RNA, 783 nt
Organism: Schistosoma intercalatum
Lineage: Eukaryota; Metazoa; Platyhelminthes; Trematoda; Strigeidida; Schistosomatidae
Source: the annotation of a GenBank genome assembly